Mirounga angustirostris (Northern elephant seal) is the source of this 2513-nucleotide messenger RNA. RefSeq names its product coiled-coil glutamate rich protein 2 (gene CCER2). Bases 1404 to 2261 code for a protein of 285 amino acids. NCBI's taxonomy places the organism in Eukaryota, Metazoa, Chordata, Mammalia, Carnivora, Phocidae. The record is from RefSeq and is a predicted model, not a curated record. The transcript is spliced from 5 exons.
CGCCGGAACUGAGAGCAUGCCAAGUCCUCUCCCCUUGCUCUAGAACAGGGGGCACCUUGCACUGACCCCGGUUUCAACCUCACCCCUCCACCCCCCACGGCUAGGAGGGGUCCAGGAGACAGCACAGCCUUAGCGAAGCCAGAACUCGCUCUGCCCCUCGCCGUGCCCGUCCAGUGACCCUCAACUCCUCUCACACCUGCGUCAGUCCUUCCUUCAGCAGACCCUGGCCACUCCUCCUUCAGAGUAUCUCCAGAAGCCACCCUUACUCUCUCCUCCCUAGUCCUGUUCACUGUGACUGACGAGCCUCUUCACUGCCUCCUGGCUCCCUGGGCCCCCACACGAAGCCAGAGCGACCCUAUGGACCCCCGGGUGAGGUCACGUCCCUCCCCUGCUCGGAGCCCUCACGGGAAAGGACAGAGUGGUCCCCAGGAUCCACAGAGCCCCACAUGAUCUGCCCCCUGCCUUCCUCCUCAACCCGCCUCUUGUCGGUCUUCCUUUGGGGCUGGCUGUUCGAACUCUGCAGACUCAUUCUUGACUCAGACCUUUGCCCUCGCUGGUCCCUUCCCUGGCGACGCUUUCCCUCCAUCUUGCGUGAUUGCCUCCAUCUUAUCACUCCGGCCUGGGCGCAAAUACUCUCUUCCGAGAGGACUUCCCUGACCCGCCAGAGUAAAAGCCCCCAGCGCUCAUGUGAUGCAGGAGUCCGGGGUCAUUUCCUCUUUUUCCUGACGCAUACUUGACUAUUACAUCGGUCCCUUCUCAAAUGUCUGCUCCAAGAGCCCAGGGAAGUGUGUCCGCUGCUGAAGCCCUGGGCUUUGUAAGAGGGCUGGGCAUAGAGUAGGUGCUCAAUAAAAAUUCCCAGCCGGAAGGGGCUGGGACCUGCGUAGUGCCCAGUACCCCGUGCCGUCUAAAUGACCUUCUGCACUCAGCUACCGCCACGCCUCACUUGUGGAGUCGCGGCCGCCGACCCCAUUUCACAAAGGAUGGAACCAACCCUAGAGAGGCCCGGCAGUUUUCCCCGGGCCGCACAGCUGUUGGUGGUGGAACUGGGAUGCAGGCAGGGCCCAGCCACAACCUCUGGGACAAGAGGUUUAGGAGACCCAAAUUUUGAGAUGAGGAAAUGGCCCAAAAGAGGAGUUGCCUGAGGUCUAUCUGCAAGUGGCUGCCACUGGUUUCGAACCCCGGUCAGCUUCCCAGUGCAGCUGUAAAGCUCAUCAGACUCUGUUUGGGGGACGCACCCUCCCUCUAUGCAGGCGCUCAGGGGCCAUUAGCUGGAGGGGAGUGGGUGCAGGACGUGGGUCCCCAUGAAUAAUUGAGAGUCUGGGGCAGGUGGCCGCCCCGCAGCUGUCACCCCGCCGCGGGCGGGGAAGGGGCGGUGGGGACGUCACGUCCUCCCCUGCGGGGCCAUGGGCGCGGGUUAUAAGCAGCUGCUGCGCCGCCAGCCAGCACCGCACCAAGCACCCUGGUCGGGACGCCCCACGAUGCAGCGCCGCGGGCCCCUAUCAGUGCUGCUGUUGCUGCCGCUGGCCCUGCUGCUGGGGGCGGCCACCGCUGCUCCCUUGGCACCAAGACCCUCCAAGGAAGAGCUGACCCGCUGUCUGGCCGAGGUGGUCACGGAAGUGCUGACACUGGGUCAGGCCCAGAGAAGCCCCUGCACAGCUCUCCUCCACAAAGAGAUGUGUGAGACAGAGCCCUAUGGCUGUGCGUCCACCAAAGAGAAAGGCCUACUGGUUCAAGAGGCUGGGAAGACGAGGCCCAGCCAGGAAGUGAGGGAAGAGGAAGAGGAAGAGGAAGCAGCGGAGAGGGCCCACAAGUCUGAGGUGCAGCAACAGACCAUCCAGGAGCAGCUCCACAGCCGGCUCCGCCAGGAGGAGGACGAGGAGGAGGAGGAGGAGGAGGAGAAAAGGAAGAGCAGGCCCAUGGAACCCUUUGAAGGCCUGUGGAAGCGGCGCCUAGAUGGUGGAGGGGGGCCCCAGAAGCGAGGGGCAGAGCAGGCCAGUGAGGAGGAGACAGCCCAGUUCGAGGCGGAGGAGAAGGGCAUGCAGGUGCUCAGCGGGGGCCACAGCCUGUGGCAGGGGGGCGGAGAAGAGGGGCACGAGCACUCACCGCACCACCGCCACCACCAGCAGUCAGAAGCUAAGCCCAAGCAGGAGGAGAAGGAAGAGGCUUCGGAGAGGAAGGAGCACGACAUGGAGCGGCUGGAGCACGUGAGAGAGGAGCUAAAGAAGGCAACGGAGAUGCUGGGGGAGAUCAGGAGGGAGUGAUGACCCCCGAUCUCAUGUCCUCCUUCCCGACACACCCUAUGGCUGAGGACUGUGGACCCCCAAAGCUCACCUAACAGCCCACUCCAUUCCCCAACCUGCAGGAACGGGGAGAAGGGUGGGCCAUGUGACUGGGCCCAAGGGGCUGAGUCUGAGCUGGGUAGAGGGGCUGGGCUCACACUGACUCAGGACACACCCGGCCUCCCCCGUCACCCACUCCAACCCUUCGGUGUGAAUAAAGCACAAAGAAAACCA